This is a messenger RNA of Pogonomyrmex barbatus (red harvester ant), 2098 nucleotides long. It is a transcript of the gene Awh, whose product is annotated as LIM/homeobox protein arrowhead. Gene Ontology annotation, cellular component: nucleus. Gene Ontology annotation, molecular function: DNA-binding transcription factor activity, RNA polymerase II-specific; RNA polymerase II transcription regulatory region sequence-specific DNA binding. The record is from RefSeq and is a predicted model, not a curated record. NCBI's taxonomy places the organism in Eukaryota, Metazoa, Arthropoda, Insecta, Hymenoptera, Formicidae. Gene Ontology annotation, biological process: regulation of transcription by RNA polymerase II; neuron differentiation.
GUACUACUCGCGUCGCGCUUCGCCCUACGCCUGUGUGCCGUCCGUACAACGUCCGCGGACGAGCGCGCGCGCGAGAACCGGGACGUUACGUUAUUAUACCGAGAGGGCCCGGAGCGGACCGACUCUCUCCCGUGUGUAUAUUAUGGUGCUCCUCUCGCGCGUCGCGGUCGCCUCCUCGCAUGGCGCUUAACGAUCGCCACGGCGGUGCCCGCGGAGUCGACAGCUCGAUACCUCGCGGAUAAACUCUUCGCGAUCGCGUCCGUUCCGCGUGACAUUUCUCGCGUGCGAUGUCGCAGAGAGGUCGACGGCAGCCGUGAACGUUCGAGGGUUUUAAUAUCUGCACAUCCACGAGUUUACGAAAGGGGUCUCCUCACGUCGAUUCCUCGCGGAGAUCAUGAAGACGGAAGUCGAGGACACGAGCGGCGACGGUGCGUGCGACGGUGGCGUCGGUGGUCCCAACCUCGCCUGUCCCGAGGGCACCAGCGGCCUGGUCGUCGGCCCGGAAACGUCGCCGAGCGUAAUGGAGUGCGGUGGAUGCGGCGAACGGGUACGCGAGCGGACCGUCCUCUGUGUGGGCGGACGUACGUGGCACUCCAGGUGCCUGAGGUGUUGCGCCUGUGCCAGGCCGUUGCACGAUCAGCACUCUUGCUUCCUGAGAGGCAUGCGGCUCUACUGCAGGCACGACUACGCCCUAGCUUUCGGCGCGAAAUGCGCGAAAUGCGGGCGCAGCGUGGGCGCCGGGGAUUGGGUGAGAAGGGCCAGGGAAAGGGUUUAUCAUCUGGCCUGCUUCGCAUGCGACGCUUGCUCGCGUCAGCUGUCGACCGGCGAGCAGUUUGCCCUCCUGGAUGCCCGAUUACUCUGCAAGGCGCACUACCUCGACGUCGUCGAGGGCAACAACACCUCCUCCGAUGAAGGCGGUGACUCUGAGAGUGGUCACAAGGGUGGUAACAAGGCGAAGAGAGUGAGGACCACUUUUACCGAGGAGCAGCUUUCCGUUCUCCAGGCGAAUUUUCAAUUAGACAGCAAUCCCGACGGGCAGGAUCUCGAAAGGAUAGCACAUGUGACCGGGCUCAGCAAGAGGGUGACGCAGGUGUGGUUCCAAAAUUCGAGGGCGCGGCAGAAGAAGCAUCUUCACACGGGCAAGUUGAAAGGACAACACGUGCACCAGUCGUCACCGAACUCCACCGCGUCGCCCAACGAUUUCGGUCGCCAUAUCAACCUGCAUCUCACGUAUUCGUUUCAACAUCAGCAACAGCAUCAGCAGCAGCAGCAACCGCAGCUUAGCCCGGCCACGUGCAAAAGCCCGACGGGCUCCAUUUAUCACAAUCACGGAUCGGAACAGUCGAUGGACGAGCUCUCGCAAGACUCGAUGCUGCUGUCUAUGCCGAACGAGGUUUAACCGGCCGCAGUCUCGAUUAUAUUGUAAAUACACGGCAUUGCUUUAAAAAGCGUCGAAGAUAGAGAGAGAAAGAGAGAGAGAGAGAGAGAGAGAAGAGACAGACACCGCGCCUCGAGGAAGCACCGCUCAAUGCACGAUUGUUUUAUUUGUCUUCAAGAAAGAUAAAAUUACAAUUCGCGCCAUUACUCUUCGAUGACGAGAUUUCGAACUACGCUCGCAUAUCUCGCGAGUAAAAUGCGCGAAUACAGCAAUGAAUGUGUCUAUAUGUAUACAUGUGUGUGUGUGUGUGUGUGUGUGUCGUUGCGCGUAUGUGCGUGCGAGUGUAAUUCUAUGCUUGACUAAUUUUGGAUCGAUCUGCCUGCUUACCUCUUUCUCGAGUGUGUCCGAUGAUUUUGUACUCGACCACUCAUUUUUCUUCUUGGCGCCUGAUGCAAUCAGGAGGGGAACCGUUCUAACGAAGCCUUCAAAGCGAAUGUAGGGAUGAAAGAGAGAGACGGAUACGCGUCCUGAAGACGUCAUCGGAGACGUAAUUUCGCGUCGUCGACGAAAUCUCGCUCGUGUCCCGUAGCAAUGCUUGUGAAAUGAAAGUAUCUUUCGUAGUAAUCAUGAUAGUCAUGUAAAAGAAUUUCAUUCAAUAUGGAUGUCCUGUGAUGUAAAUAUUGUAAACUAAACAUAUAUAAAUAUAUACAAUUGCACACG